Messenger RNA from Habropoda laboriosa, 300 nucleotides. RefSeq lists its product as uncharacterized. The record is from RefSeq and is a predicted model, not a curated record. The transcript has 2 exons. Lineage: Eukaryota; Metazoa; Arthropoda; Insecta; Hymenoptera; Apidae. The coding region runs from base 1 to 300 and encodes 99 amino acids.
AUGACGCAAGAAGAGACAAUUAUGACAAAGAUCCAGAAAGUAGAGGACACGUUAGCAGAAUCUAUGCACAAACUUGAUGUACUCGAAAAAAAGCUCAAAACAAAAUUGCUUACAAUGGAAAGUCGUGAAGAAUUGGAAACAAAAUUAGAGGAAAUUAAGGAAGUACUUAAAAAAAAUGAAGAAAAACUAAAACGUUUAAGAAAACAAAAUACAAAAUCAUUCAUGGUAGCAGCAAGCUUGGCUUUUGCAUGUUUUCUGCUCUAUGGGUUAUAUUUUAUGAUUUAUGGAAAAAUAAUUUAA